UUCCUUCCUCGUCGGUCUCAUAUGACGGAUCUGUUUAUGAUUAUUUCCUGAACACAGUUUGCCUUCUUCUAUUCUCUCUUUCACCUAAGGCAGAAAGAACGAGGGCGGAGGGAGAAAUUUGAAAAGUUGAAAUUGAAACCCUAGGAAGCGAUGUCUGAGCAAUCCAGCAAUAGUGACUGGUGUUUUGACAUAAAGGAGUUAUUAGAGAUAAGGACAAGAUGUAGAGAGUUAAGGAAAGAAAAGGAUUUGUUGAGAGACUCACAAAUGCAGAGCUUUGAAAUCAUCAGAAAAUUAGAAGAGCAGGUACAAACAUUAUCUUGUGCCCACGUGGAGGACAAGAAACGGAUCCAGGAGUUGGAAAGGGAGCUAAAUAACUGCUCACAAGAAAUAGAUUACCUGCAGGAUCAGCUCACACUAAGCAACUCAGACAAGGAAGUUUUGGAGGAAGAAACUGGGAGGUUAAAAGAGGAACUAGAGAUUUCAAAGGCUGAGGGGUUUAUGUUGUUGGAAAAUUUGGAAAGCAAGGAGUUGGAGCUUCAGAGUUCAUCUUUGUUAAUAGAGAAACUAGAGGAGUCUAUUUCAUGCGUGGGAUUGGAUUAUCAAUGUGAAAUUGAGAGCCUGAAGCUUGAUCUAACAGCAUUGGAUCAAAAUUGCCUUGAACAUAAAAAGUCGCAAGAGCAGACAGCUCAAAGAAAUGCAUCGUUUCAUGAUUUUCAGCUUCACUUCCAGAAUACAGAGGACUAUAUUGAUUAUUUAGAGAAGGAGAAUGCAAUUCUAAAGGAACAACUUCAAACAUGUGAAAAGAACGUCAAAGUGUUUUGCCAAAAUGUGGAAGAGCAAUUUCCAGAAUGGAUAAUUACUGGGCAUGAAGAAGUGCCAGAGAAUAAUGCCAGCUCAUGUGGAGACAUUUUGGGUCCUCUCCUUACCAAACUCGCUGUUCUAGGGGCAUCCACAGUCAACCGUAAGGAUGAGACAAACACAGUGUCUCAUCAAAUACAAAGAUACGAAUCUCUUUUGGCAAAACUUAAGAACUGAAGCUUGAAAGGUUAAAGGCAAAAGAAGAAGCAGAGGAUUUAGCUCAGGAAAUGGCAGAACUAAGAUACCACAUGAUGGGGUUGCUUGAAGAAGAGCAAAAACGGCGUGUAUGCAUUGAGCAAUUGUCUUUGCUGAGAAUCUCAAAGCUGGAGGCUCAGGUAUCCAAUAAUUUUAUACAUUGUAGCCCAAGGUGCUGAUUGAGAUAAAGACAUGUUCAUUUGGACUGGAAUAUCCUGGUCUGGCCUGGACUUGAUUAGGUAGUCUGUUAUGUUUAAGCAUAGCCCGGUCUAGUGUGUUUAAGAAUGGUCCGGUCUUUUGUGUUCUAGUUUGAUGUUAUGUGUAUUUUAUUACGAAGUAUUACUUAAUGAUGGUAUAUCCUUCUUUGGCCUGAUGUGUUUGAGACUGGUUUUGUGAUCUGUUGUGAUCUGUUGUGAUCUGGUCUAAGCGAACAUGUCUUUUAUUGUCAUUGUAAUGAUAAAUAUUAUUAUAUUAAUGAAGCUUGAUAAAGAACGAAAGAAAUCAGAUGAACAAGAGCUUGUGAAAACUAUCUCCACUUCCGAAUUUGCCCCUGAAGCGUAAAACACCGGUUGUGCUUCUCGAGGUCUGACUGCCAAGACAAGAGGCUGUUUUUUUACUUGCUAGAGAGGGAAUGCUGAGGUGAUCAUCUUCAGUAUGCUACUAUCCAUCUCCAACCCAUUGGAGAUUGCAUUGCUGUGCAGUGGGGUUUUCAUGGCAAAUUUGAUAAAACUGUAUGUGUAGUAGGGAUUAGAAGUCAAGUUUUCAUGUCAAUUUUGAGAUCUAUUUUGAGAGCCGGUUAUGAGGCAUGGAAAAUAGAGGUCGAUAGUACUUUUAGAUUUGUCAAAUGAGUGCCAAUGUUCCAUAAAGGUCGAUAGUACUUUUAGAUUUGUCAAAUGAGAAUGUGAUCUAUUGAUGUUGAAAAGAGUAAGAAUGAAUCUUGUGC
Molecule: messenger RNA, 1996 nt
Organism: Cuscuta epithymum
Lineage: Eukaryota; Viridiplantae; Streptophyta; Magnoliopsida; Solanales; Convolvulaceae
Source: the annotation of a GenBank genome assembly